UGGCCAGGGACUUGCACCAGCCUCUUCCUCCCAUCAACCAUCGGCCCAGCUUCCCUCGAGCCGCCGAUCCGAUCCAGUCCCGGUCUAACACCCCACCCUACUGCUGCUGCUCUCUCGCCCCAGCCAUGUCGUACUAUGAGCGCACCGAUCUCAAGGCCUACUCGCUGUGGCUCGUCCCCAGCGACCCUGCCAUUGCCGCCCGGCUGGGGUCGAUCAUCGGCCACUAUUCCAGAGAGCUCGACACCCCGCUGUGGUCGCCCCACAUCACCCUGCUUGGCGGGAUCGCCUCCAAGCCCGAGCGAGUGCGUGAUCUGACAGCACAGGUAGCCAAGGCCGUUCCUCCGUUCCGGGUCAAGCUCGAGGCAAUCGCCAUCAAGGACAUGUUCUUCCAGUGCGUCAUGGCGGUGCCCGGGCCAAGCGACGCUCUGGUUCGGCUCAACGAGGCAGCCCGCGAGGGCUUUGGCCAGAUCGGGGCACCGGAAUACUGGCCACACCUGUCCCUGGUAUACGGCGACCUCGAGCACUCUGUCAAGCAGCGUGUGGCCGACGAGAUCAAGCGCCAGAGCACAGUCGUCGGCAUCGAGUUUGAGAUCUCGAGCGUCCAGAUAUGGUCGAUGGAGGGCGAAAUCAAGGACUGGGCUCUGGUGGCUGAGUUUCCGCUUGGGUCAUGAAUGCGAAUGUGAAUGCGAAUGCGGUGGCGAGAGGCGGUCCUGGCAGACGGAGGCGGAGAAGGGAUGGAACGAACGAACACGAUGGAACUACAUAUCAACUGUAUGGGCCCGAUGGCUGUGAGCGGGGCAUGCUGAUGCUGGCGCAUGCUGACACACGUUCGUGCUCAUGUCCAUGCUCAUGCUCAUGCCCAUGUUCAUGUUCAUGUUCAUAGCCCCCAGGCUCCGCCGAAUAAGCUCUGGAAUGUGAACGGAGAGGAAGGG
This is a messenger RNA of Polychytrium aggregatum, 932 nucleotides long. RefSeq names its product RNA ligase/cyclic nucleotide phosphodiesterase. Lineage: Eukaryota; Fungi; Chytridiomycota; Chytridiomycetes; Polychytriales. The transcript is spliced from 2 exons. Gene Ontology annotation, biological process: cyclic nucleotide metabolic process. The record is from RefSeq and is a predicted model, not a curated record. The coding region runs from base 126 to 671 and encodes 181 amino acids. Gene Ontology annotation, molecular function: 2',3'-cyclic-nucleotide 3'-phosphodiesterase activity.